Molecule: messenger RNA, 867 nt
Organism: Apis dorsata (giant honeybee)
Lineage: Eukaryota; Metazoa; Arthropoda; Insecta; Hymenoptera; Apidae
Product: caltractin
Exons: 2
Coding region: 223-735 (170 amino acids)
Biological process (GO): centriole replication; mitotic cell cycle
Cellular component (GO): centriole; centrosome
Molecular function (GO): calcium ion binding
Source: RefSeq, a predicted model, not a curated record
AUCAUAUGGCUUUGUUUAUAUCCGGUAACUUAAUCGAAUAGAAUAUAAAUAUUAAUUGUAGAAAAUUGUUAUUUAAUUAAAAUGUUUUUUAAUAUAUAUAAUGAAAACAUGAAAAUAAAAAAAUUUAAAAAUAAUUAAUAAUUAUAUAAGAAUCAAGAAAAUUUUAUAAAAUAUAAAAAUAUUAUUCAAUUUUAUUUUUUAUCCUUUGAUUAAUUUUUAAAUAUGGCUUCUACUUCUAAGAGACAAACUGCAAUUGGAACUAGAAAAAAAGGUGUACCGAAAUUGGAAUUGACUGCUGAACAAAAAAAUGAUAUAAAAGAAGCAUUUGAUUUAUUUGAUCCAGAUGGCACUGGAAGGAUAGCUACCAAAGAACUUAAAGUGGCCAUUAGAGCUCUUGGGAUUGAACCAAAGAAAGAAGAAAUAAAAAGACUUAUAGCUGAUGUUGAUCCAGAUGGUCUUGGUACAUUAUCAUUUGAAGAAUUUCUAAACUUAAUGUCUACAAAAAUGUUAGAAAAAGAUACAAAAGAAGAAGUUUUAAAAGCAUUUCGCCUUUUUGAUGAUGAUAACACAGGAAAAAUAUCUUUCAAAAAUUUAAAACGAGUUGCACGAGAAUUAGGAGAAAAUCUUACAGAUGAAGAAUUGCAAGAAAUGAUUGAUGAAGCAGAUAAAGAUGGUGAUGGAGAAGUUUCUCAAGAAGAAUUUUUACGUAUUAUGAAGAAAACUAAUUUAUAUUAAUAUUUUAUAAUUUAUUCUUAAAUUAUUUAAAAAAUAUUAUUUCUAUACAUAAGUUGCUUAUGAUUUAUAUAAGAAUACUAUUAUUACUAUUAAAUUAUUAUUUGUAUUAUUACAUUAUAAGUUUACAUUAAA